Molecule: messenger RNA, 2034 nt
Organism: Medicago truncatula (barrel medic)
Lineage: Eukaryota; Viridiplantae; Streptophyta; Magnoliopsida; Fabales; Fabaceae
Product: replication protein A 70 kDa DNA-binding subunit B
Exons: 13
Coding region: 1-2034 (677 amino acids)
Source: RefSeq, a predicted model, not a curated record
AUGACUACUGUGGCUGGAAUCAAGUGUGGGAAUACUGAUCUGGCAUUGACAGUCAGGGUAAUUCACCUGUGGAGUGUUCCUGAUCGCACAAAUCCUGUUGUGGACGGAAGCCUGCAUAUGCUUUUGCUUGAUGAAAAGUGCGGCAAAAUUCAUGCAAGUGUCAGGAAGAAUCUGAUCCACCUCUUUAAGGAUCAGAUUGACGAGGGUUCAGCUUAUGUGAUUGAGAGCUUCAUGGUGGGAUCAAAUGAUCAUGCUUACAAGACUACGGGCCAUAAAUACAAGUUGAAUUUUAUGGGAGGUACAAAUGUGUUCAGGGUUUCUUCUGUUAACAUUCCUGCUCAUCAUUUCACCUUCAUGCCAUUUAUGCAAAUUGUGAGUGCAACCAGGGAAGAUAAGUUGCUUGAUGUAAUUGGUCAUGUGGUCGAGAAGGAUGUUAUCAAAGAGACUGAAAAAAAUGGGAAGAAGCGCAAGGUUCUAGAUAUUAUGCUCGAGGAUCUGGAAAGCAAUCGAUUACAUUGUACAUUAUGGGAUAGUUAUGCUGAAAGAAUGCAACUAUUUCUUGACACACAUGAAUCAGCACAGCCUGCGAUUUUGAUACUCCAGCUUUGCAAGAUGAAGAAAUUUUUUGGAGUUAUGGGAGUAUCUAAUGCUUUUUAUGGAACAAAGAUGUUCUUGAACCCUGACAUACCCGACGUUAUUGAAUACAAAACACGCUUGAAUGAAACUGAUGUUGCCCUUACUCAAGUUGUCAGUCAAAUGUCUGCACCGAACUUGCUCACUGUAGCUGAAGAUUUGAUGCAAUCUAGGCGAAUGACAAUCGAGGAUCUGAUUGAGUCCAAUGAGAGAUGUUCUGGUGCUGUGCUGGCGAGGACGUGCGAACUUGAGGUAGACAUGGGAUGGUACUAUCAAGCAUGUACUAAGUGCGCAUCAAGGGUUAUAACUGCUGCUGGGAGCCUAUAUUGUGACAAUAGCAAGAUGCCAAGAACUGCCAUUCCUAGGUUCAAGGUUCAUGUGCAGGCGAUAGACAACACUGGAUCAACAACCUUUGUCCUGUUUGAUCGUGUUGUGUCUCAGUUUUUAGGGAGAAGCGUUCAAGACUUGCUUGAUAAUAUGCCAAAUAGGAAUGAUUUACCUGCUUAUCCAACUGAACUCAAUGUGUUUGUGGAUAAGAGAAUGCUUUUUAAGGUUGAGGUCAGCGAUGCCAAUUUGUUUCGUAACUGGCGUAGUUAUACUGUCAAUAAAUUGACUGAUAGUGAUGAAAUUAUCAAGAACUUCCUGACAUUACAUGGAAUAAAUAUGGAUGAUGUAGGCGCUGGAGCUAAUAUUGUUGGGCCAUUAACUGCGAACACUGAAAAUGAUGCUGCGGGGGCCAUUGAAGGAGGUGAUUCAAACAACAAGGAUGAUGUCGUUGAUGUGGCCGGAACUCCUACAAGCAGGUUGGCUGGGAAAAAGGCAAUAGUUGAACUCCAAGAUGUUGAUCCGAUCAAUAUCGACGUUGUGGGAACAUUUACUCAAAUUGAAAAGGAGAUGCAUGAGGGUGUAAUGGAAAGAGGUGAGUCAAGCAACAAAACUGAAGAUUUGGAGAUAACACCGACUCCUAUAAGAAGCUAUGCAGGGAAGAAGCUGAUGAAGGUGUCAGAGAGAAUGGAGGCCAUCAACGUUGAGAUUCUAAAUGAUCUCGAUGUCACCGAAACUUCUAGAAGCAAGUUGGUUGAAAAUGAGUCAAUUGUCGGCCUUGAAAGUUUUCAUCCAAUCAAUACCGAUGGUGCCGGAACAUUUACUCAGAUUGCUAAUGAAAUUCGUGGGGAGAUGACCGGUGGAGGUAACUCAGACAAUCAGGUUAAUGAUCUAGAGAAUGCUCAAACUCCUAUAGGCAACUCUAUUGGGAAAAGGCCUACUACAUUUUCUGAGGGAAUAGAAUCAAUGAAUAUUGAGAUUGGGGAUGCCUCUGCUACCAAGAAGCCAAGAACGGAUAACUUGAGGGGCAAGGAAAAGACAAAAAGGGGUUUUGUACGGAUUAGAGAUCUGAAGUAA